AUUUCCACACAUCCACACAUCCACAUUCCAUAUCUCCCAUCCAUCCUACAGCUUCAGAACCCCACAUCCUUCUUUUCGCGACCCAUGUCAGACCCCGGUGUUCCACAACCACCAGAGCUGGAGCCCUCGCUCGUUAUCACCGCAUGCGAUACCUACGAGGGACAGGUCCUUGCCUCCAUGCUGGCUGACCACCUUGCAAAGCUCUCUAGCCAAGGCGGUAUCGAGUCCCCGAAGCUCAUCUGUCUCGCUCGCGAACCCAAGAACUGCGGUCAACUCCACAGGAAGAAGAACGUUAAAAUCGUUCGUAUCUCCUACGAUGACCCCAAUACCAUCACCAUCGCUCUCCGAGGUGUACAGACCGUCAUUCUUGUCCCCGAGAUCGAACCCCAGCGUGUCGACUGGGCUAAUAAGCUGGUCGAAAUCAUGGACCAAGAGCGGGUUAUCCGUUGCAUUCUCAUCUCGAGUAUCGGCACCGAUGCCACAGACAGAGAGCAUCUCGAUCGAUUUGUACGUACUGAGGAGAAGGUUAAGGGAGCCAUCCAGCGCUGGACCAUCUUGAGAGAAGGAUUCCCCUUCCAAGCCUUGUUCUAUUGGAUCUCUAUGAUUCGAGACCAGGGAUCGCUUGGCAUGUCUAUCAGCCCUGAUGCUGUGUUUGCACCCUUGGACAUCACUAAUCUCGGUGAUGCGUUGAUCUCGGUGGCUUUCCCCAUCAAACGAGGUGAUUACGAUCAUGAAACCGACUAUGGCAGUGAUAGUUCAGGGUCAGUUGAUGAGGACACUCCGUCUUCGGUCCUGGAUGAGAUGGAGAGAUUCGAUGGUCAGAUUUACACCCUCACCGGGCCCGAGACGACCACUGGCCCCAAACUUGCUGAGGAGCUCAAUCUUAUUCUAGGCUCGAGAUCAGAGAAGGGUGGAGCCAAUGCAGAUGGUGCUACGCGCAAGGAGGAGGAGCCACCGAAGCUUAUCAAUUUCAAGACGAUGACCAGAGACGAGCUUCGGACCUACCUUCGCAACCUCCGGAACCGAGACAAACAUGAGCCUCUGGAGACCGCGCGUCACUAUGGACUCGGCAACAUUUUAGGCGUUCGUGGAGCCAUCCGACUCUUCUUAAAGGCAACUGAGGCCGCGUUUGGAAGUCGGCAUGCCGAACCUACCGCCUCUGGCAUUGCCUCGUCUAAAAAUAUCUCGACAAUCGCGUCUCUUUUGGACAAGAAACAAACUACGGAGGAAGAGUGGGAGGAGGCUGAAAAAGAUGACGACGGUGAAGACGAGAUCUUGUCCAUGGAUGGCGAGUUGACCUCGGGCCAUAAGGAUCCUAAGUGCCUUGAUUGCCCACAAGGACCAGACGAGCCUAAUAAAGAGCCCGGCAAGGAACCGAAGCAACCAGACGAACCCGGCAAGGAGCCACCCAUGCAUCAUCCUCCGAAUCUUCUUCCGCCUAACGACGACGAAGUGGAGUUGAUCCUGGACUUAUUGGACUAUAUCAACGAGGGGCGUGCGACAUUCCAGUCGGGGGACCUGGAGAAGGUGGCAGGUAUCCGAGGCAAUAACGCCAAGGACUUUUUCAAGCGGUACCGCCAGGACUUUGGCCCUGGCCAGGAGGCGCACUGA
This is a messenger RNA of Gamsiella multidivaricata, 1611 nucleotides long. RefSeq lists its product as uncharacterized. Bases 85 to 1611 code for a protein of 508 amino acids. NCBI's taxonomy places the organism in Eukaryota, Fungi, Mortierellomycota, Mortierellomycetes, Mortierellales, Mortierellaceae. The transcript has 3 exons. The record is from RefSeq and is a predicted model, not a curated record.